This is a messenger RNA of Aphanomyces invadans, 1242 nucleotides long. Its product is annotated as TKL/DRK protein kinase. The transcript has a single exon. Lineage: Eukaryota; Oomycota; Saprolegniomycetes; Saprolegniales; Verrucalvaceae. Gene Ontology annotation, molecular function: protein kinase activity; ATP binding. Gene Ontology annotation, biological process: protein phosphorylation. Bases 6 to 1160 code for a protein of 384 amino acids. The record is from RefSeq and is a predicted model, not a curated record.
UCGAGAUGCCAGUCAUUUGCAUUUUUCUCGGGGUAAUGAGCGAUACCGUGCUGAUCGUUGCGAUCGCGGCCGGCGUUGUCGUCGCUAUCCUCGCUGGGUUCUUCAUCUGGCGCUCAUGCAGAAGCAGCAAGUCGAGUAACGACGUGUAUGUGAACCAGUCUACGUUCAACCACUCGUUGCGCAACCUCCCCAACGGCCGCUCGAAGUCGGGCGUGCAAGCGACCAACACGUCGCGGAAUCUCAACUCUGGCGCCACCGACACAUUCCGACCGAUCCAGGCCCCUGCCGAUCCUUCGGAAAACUACUUCCCGGAACUGUUGCCGUUCCGCAUCGACCACAAUGAAGUUCUCCUAACCCGUGCGAUUUCGCGCGGUGCGUUCGGUGUUGUGUGGUUGGGCCACUACCACGGCCAACCCGUCGCGAUCAAGCGCAUGAUUGAAGGCGAUGACCAGGCUGUGCUGUUCUCCAAGGAAAUCCAGAUCAUGGGACGAUUGAAGUCGCCCAACAUUGUCGAGUUCCUCGGUGCCACGUGGACGUCGGGUAUGGAUUUGAGCGCCGUGACCGAAUUCAUGGACGGCGGCGACGUCCGCACGUUGUUGGAGAAUCCCAAGAUCCAGUUGAGCUGGCCUCAACAAAAGGUGAACAUUGCCAUUGACGUUGCGCAGGCUCUUGCGUACCUCCACGGCCUCACCCCUAAGCUCAUCCAUCGCGACCUCAAGUCCAAGAACGUUCUCUUGACCUCCAACAUGAUUGCCAAGCUGUCCGAUUUUGGCCUGAGCCGAAACCGCAGCUACGAAGAAACAUUGACCGCUGGUGUUGGCACUGUCCGGUGGACUGCUCCCGAAGUCAUGCUCGGCGACAUCUACUCUGAAAUCUCCGAUGUGUACUCGUUUGGCGUGGUCCUGUCCGAGUUGGAUACACGCGAAAUCCCGUUUGACGACCAGAAGAGCAGCAAGGCCGGUGGCGCCCCGGACAUGUCGAUUGUUGUCAAAGUCGCCCGUGGCGAACUCCGCCCGACUUUCUCGCCCGACUGUCCGCCCUCGAUUCUCCAGAUCGCCAAGGCAUGCCUGCAGUUUGACCCCGCGCUUCGCCCGACCAGUGCCCGCGUCGUCGAGAUGCUGCAGCAAGCCAAGCUCGAGUUCACUUUGAGCGGCCAGUAGAGGACAGUGUGUGUAAACGUUUGCCAACGUGUGGUUGAUUGGACAUAUUUUCAACGAUUUGCUAAAAUCGUCUGAAUUUGCA